Messenger RNA from Alternaria hordeiaustralica, 744 nucleotides. RefSeq lists its product as uncharacterized. The transcript has 3 exons. The record is from RefSeq and is a predicted model, not a curated record. NCBI's taxonomy places the organism in Eukaryota, Fungi, Ascomycota, Dothideomycetes, Pleosporales, Pleosporaceae. The coding region runs from base 1 to 744 and encodes 247 amino acids.
AUGAAGCUCCUCGCUACCAUCACCCUCUUCAGCGCUUUGGCUGCAGCUGCGCCAGUCCUCGACGCACGCGCCACUACCACCGCGAAGACCUCCAGUGCUCUCAAGACCAGCAGCGCAGCGGCCGUCGUCAAGUCUAGCAGAGUCAAGCUUUCAUCCGCCACGGUGCUCGCCGUCGACGCCAGCUUGGGAGGUUCGUCAGCCAAAGCGUCUACAUCCACCAUCACAGCGGCCCCCACAGCCGCUUCGGGUACAGCUCCCACCGCCCUGCCGUCCACCUUCUCCGCCCCCGUCCAGGGCCAAGGCAAGCUCACGCUCGACAACCUGCCCGCUAUGCCAGGUGUGAUCGACAAGGCCUUCUCUGGUGUCCUCGGUGCCGCCUAUGGCCUCAUGUCUGGCGCAUGCGACGCGUCCUACAGAUGCAACAUCACCGUAGCCGGUACCAUCAGCAACCUCCUCGUCGACGGCAACACCUACGGCACCAACACCAGCGUGGUAGCAUGGUGCGAGAGUGGACGCUGCUACGGUACCGCCACUGCGCCCGUGACCGCAACUGCUCCUUUCAUUAUUACCUGCGAUCAGCUCAGCGGUACCCAGGUUUGCUCCGCUACUAUCUCCGGCGCUGCGAACGCUAUCUUCCAGAACGGAAACUCGAUUGAACUCUGGGGCUGGGCCACACCCGCCGGAUACUGCCAGAAUGGCGUUUGCACCGCGUCUAUCACGGCUGUUGGUGACCCAAUGUACUAA